GGAGGCUGAAGUUCACUUAGAAACAAACAGGGAAAGUAAGACCGAGAGUAAAGGAGUGAAAGAAAGAGAGAGAAAGAGAGGAACUGGAACUGUUACCAAGGAGACACAAACCCCACCACCAGACUCAGGUGUUUCCCUGAGACUAAAGAAGAUUCCAUCAUGCCAAAAGUCGAAGCCAAGACCCAGGUUUCCAGAGCCCUUAAUAAAACCACUCCAGGGCUACAGAUAUGGAGGGUGGAGAACAUGGAACUGAAACCUGUGCCUUCUAAAACCUAUGGACAUUUUUAUGAAGGAGACAGCUAUAUCAUAUUGCAUACUCGUAAGACCAGCAGCUCUUUUUCCUAUGACAUCCACUACUGGCUGGGUAAACAAACGUCUCAGGAUGAACAAGGUUCAGCGGCCAUAUACACCACCCUCAUGGAUGACCACUUGGGUGGUGUUGCCGUCCAACACCGGGAAACCCAGGGCUAUGAGAGCCCUGCCUUCCGUGGAUACUUCAAACAGGGCAUCAUAUACAAAAAGGGUGGAGUAGCCUCUGGUCUGAACCAAGUGGAGACCAACACAUACAACGUCCGUCGGCUGCUGCACGUCAAAGGGAAGAGGAAUGUGGCAGCAGGGGAGGUGGACCUGAACUGGAGCAGUUUCAACAAAGGAGAUGUGUUCCUGCUGGAUCUGGGUAACCUCAUUAUCCAAUGGAAUGGGCCCAAAAGCAACCGCAUGGAGAGACUCAAGGGGAUGAAUUUGGCCAAGGACAUCAGGGACAGGGAGAGAGGGGGCCGCGCCCAGGUGACGGUGGUGGAGGGGGACGAUGAGAAAUCUUCUGAGGAGGCCUUCAAUCUGAUGAAGAAGGUCCUGGGAGACAAGAGGGACAUCAGAGAGCCCAUAUCCGACGAGGUGGUGGACGAGAAACUCAAGUCCAGCAUUAAGCUCUUUCACAUUUCAGACGCUCAGGGAAACCUGGUGGUCCAAGAGAUUGCUGUGAAGCCUCUGACACAAGACUUGCUCAACUCUAGUGAUUGUUACCUGCUAGAUCAGGGUGGAAUAAGAAUCUUUGUCUGGAAAGGGAAGAAGGCGUCUCAGACAGAGAGGUCCCAGGCACUGAAUAAAGCCGAGGCUUACAAAAAAGCAAAAGGCUAUCCCCCGUCCACCUAUGUGGAGACAGUGAACGAGGGUGCCGAGUCGGCUUUGUUUAAGCAGCUCUUCCAGAAGUGGACGGUGAAAGGCCAGACCGUGGGUCUGGGCACCACUCACAGCCCAGGCAAAAUCGCUAAGGUAGAGCAAAUCAAGUUCGACGCCACGUCUAUGCACGCCCGGCCCGACCUGGCGGCCAGGCAGCAGAUGGUCGACGACGGAACAGGUGAAGCAGAGGUGUGGAGGAUAGAGGACAAUGAACUAGUCCCUGUGGACAGAAAGUGGCUGGGACAUUUCUACGGCGGCGACUGCUAUCUCAUCCUUUACAAGUAUGAAGUCAACAACAAGAUUCACUACAUUCUGUACAUCUGGCAGGGUAGUCAUGCCAGCACAGCAGAACUGACAGCCUCAGCGUACCAAGCAGUGAUUCUGGACCAGAAAUACAAUGGGGAACCGGUACAGGUUCGGGUUCCCAUGGGGAAAGAGCCGCUGCAUCUCAUGGCCAUAUUCAAAGGGAAAAUGGUCGUCUAUGAGGAGGGAAGUUCCAGACAAAGCACCACAACAUCUCAGAAUGCCGUGAGGCUGUUCCACGUGUACGGAACAAACGAAUUCAACACGCGCGCCGUCGAGGUUCCUCCACGUUCCUCAAGCCUCAACUCCAACGACGUGUUUGUGCUCAGCGCUGAGAACAGCUGCUUCCUGUGGUACGGAAAGGGCUGCAGCGGGGAUGAGAGAGAGAUGGGGAAACAGCUGGCUGACAUCAUCUCCAAGAGGGAGAAACAUGUGAUCGCAGAGGGUCAGGAGCCAGCAGAUUUCUGGGUGAACCUGGGAGGGAAGACACAGUACGCCAACAGUAAAAGGCUUCAGGAGGAGCACCAUGACAUCACACCACGCCUCUUUGAGUGCUCCAAUCAGACGGGCCGCUUCAUCGCCACCGAGAUCGCCAACUUUGACCAGAGCGACCUGGACGAGGACGAUGUGAUGUUGCUGGACAUCUGGGACCAGGUCUUCCUGUGGAUCGGCAAAGGAGCCAAUGAGAAGGAGAAGGCGGAUGCGGUGAUCACGGCUCAGGAGUACCUGAAAACCCACCCCGGUGCCAGGGACCCAAAAACCCCCAUCGUACUGGUCAAGCAGGGCUUUGAGCCGCCCACCUUUACAGGCUGGUUCCACGCCUGGGACACACACAUGUGGAGUGGAGGGAAAUCCUACCAGGAGCUCAAGGCAGAACUUGGAGAUGCAACUGAGGUCAUCAGGAUUACAGUGGACACCGCCAAACCAAACUCAACACUCAUCUCUAAUGACAAGGGCAUAAUGUCGUCAGCUGCACUGCCUACCUUUCCAGCUGACAAGUUGGUAAACAUUCUGGCAGAGGACCUUCCAGACGGCGUCGACCCGACCAGAAAAGAGGAGUAUUUGUCAAAUGACGACUUUGCUCUAGUUUUGGGAAUGCCUCGCUCAAAGUUCUAUGCCAUGCCUCUGUGGAAACAACAGAACCUUAAGAAAGAGAGAGGCCUGUUUUAGGAGGGAGACGUCUGUAUCACUGAUCACUACACGACAGAAACCCCAUGCCCCCCAUCUCUCAAUUACUGACCCAGACUAAAAUGAGAUUAAAGUGGUCGAGAUCACAGUACUGACAAUAAAAAAAAAUCUUAGAUUACUUUUUUCUGCUUUUCACAGUUUUACAUCUAAUUACAUUAUAUACUACUACUACUUUUGGGAGAAACAAAUCAAUAAUAUUUAAGUUAAAAUCUGUUAUUUAAUUUGAAAAGGGUUUAAAUAGCAUAAUAUUUUGUUUAAGUCGAAUAACGCUCAUUAAAUUUUAGAAUAAUGUAAUUUUGUUUCCUAAGAGGUAAUGAGUAUGUAGAUCACAAAUCGCUUGCCUGAGGUUGAAACUUUUAUGAUGUGUUUAUAGAUUUAUUUAACUGUAUCAUGAACUGCCAACUUCUCAACACCUCAAGGAUAUCAAGGGCAUUUAAUGAGGGUUUGCAGGGAUUAUUUUUGCUCAAAUAACAUACAGAUAUCAAAAUAAAUGCAGAGAUAUGAAGACUGUUUUGUUUUAUUACAUAGUGAUUAAUGUGCAACGGAGAACAUUUAACUAAAAUUGUUAUUAAGAAGAAUUAAUAUAUCACGUUUUAUUGUUUCAAUAAACAUUUCAGUUGCAAUACUGACUCUACUUAACAAUCGUGAAUGGUCUGAUUU
Molecule: messenger RNA, 3330 nt
Organism: Chanos chanos (milkfish)
Lineage: Eukaryota; Metazoa; Chordata; Actinopteri; Gonorynchiformes; Chanidae
Gene: vil1
Product: villin 1
Exons: 20
Coding region: 160-2652 (830 amino acids)
Biological process (GO): barbed-end actin filament capping; cytoskeleton organization; regulation of lamellipodium morphogenesis
Cellular component (GO): lamellipodium; cytoplasm; actin cytoskeleton
Molecular function (GO): phosphatidylinositol-4,5-bisphosphate binding; actin filament binding
Source: RefSeq, a predicted model, not a curated record